Nothobranchius furzeri (turquoise killifish) is the source of this 2342-nucleotide messenger RNA. RefSeq names its product endothelin receptor type Bb (gene ednrbb). Gene Ontology annotation, cellular component: plasma membrane. NCBI's taxonomy places the organism in Eukaryota, Metazoa, Chordata, Actinopteri, Cyprinodontiformes, Nothobranchiidae. Gene Ontology annotation, biological process: endothelin receptor signaling pathway; vasoconstriction; regulation of blood pressure. The record is from RefSeq and is a predicted model, not a curated record. Gene Ontology annotation, molecular function: endothelin receptor activity.
AUGAGGACCGUGGCUCUCCUUCUGUGUUUUGCAAAUAUUGUUGUUGUGAUACGGGCCAACGAUGGCCAUUCAGAAGUGUUGCCUGCAACUGAGCUCUCUGAAACAGCUUCCCCCGCUUCUUUAAUAGCAGGAACACAAAAAUCCAUCAGCUCGGUGCAUCCGACUCGAGUAGCAGGAGGGAAAAUGGCAAACCCUCCGAUGUGCUCAGAGUCAGCGGGAAUCAGAGGCGCCUUUAAAUAUGUCAAUGUUAUGGUUUCUCUGGUGGUGUUUGUUGUUGGGAUAGUGGGGAAUUCGGCCUUGCUAAGAGUCAUUUAUGCUAAUGACAGCAUGAGAAGUGGACCCAACAUCAUCAUAGCGAGCCUUGCUUUGGGGGAUCUGAUCCACAUUAUGAUAGACAUUCCAAUCAACUCUUACAGGCUCCUGGCAGAGGAUUGGCCCUUUGGUUUAGUGAUAUGCAAACUUGUCCCCUUCAUCCAGAAAACUUCCGUUGGGAUUACCGUGUUAAGCUUGUGCGCUUUGAGCGUUGACAGAUAUCGUGCAGUUGUAUCUUGGAAGAAAAUCAAAGGUAUCUGGGUUUCCAUGUGGACGGCGAUAGAAAUAGCCCUGAUAUGGGUUUUGUCAAUCCUGCUGGCGGUCCCUGAACUGGUCGGCUUUGAUAUGAUAACGAUGGACUACAAAGGAAAACAUCUGAGAAUAUGUUUGCUUCACCCCGUUCAAACCACAGAGCUCAUGCAGUUUUACAAAGCUGUAAAAGACUGGUGGCUCUUUGGAUUUUACCUCUGCAUGCCGCUGGCGUGGACUGCAGUGUUUUACAUGCUCAUGACCAGGAAGAUGCUGAAAAACACACAGAAUGCACUCAGUGAUCAUAUCAAACAGAGGCGAGAAGUUGCACAAACUGUCUUCUGCUUGGUUGCCGUGUUUGCCUUGUGUUGGUUGCCGCUGUACAUCAGCAGAAUUUUGAAGUCAACAAUGUAUGAUGAGAAAGAUCCUAACAGGUGUCAGCUGCUAAGUGCCUUCCUCAUUCUCGACUAUUUUGGCAUCAACAUGGCAUCGUUGAACUCAUGCAUCAACCCAAUUGCUUUGUACAUUGUCAGCAAAAGAUUCAAGAAAUGUUUCAAGGCAUGCCUUUGCGGUUGGCGUCUGCCUCUUCGUGCGUUCACCUACGACGAGGCGCUGCCUGUUUUGAAGUCCAGAAUGCAGGAUCAAGCCUCAGAGCCAAGCAGCAACAUCAAAGCUCCCGAGGAGACCGCCACACCUCCACCCUGUUAGCACCGCGCCGUGUUAACAAAACUCAUGUGUGAAAAUACUUUGUGAUCCUGUCAAUAUUUUCUUUAUCAAAUAUGGAUGGCUGUCAAAACAAACACCAGAAAAAAAAUCUCCAGGUUGCUCGGCAACCUUGACAUGCCAACCCAAUGACACAAAAUACCCCGUCUGGAUAACACGGGGGCACUGUCUUUUGUAACGCUGUCGUCAGCUGAACAUCUGCUUUGGCAUGCGCAACCUGGAGUCAGGCUGCUCAGACUAUCAUUUGCCCCCGAGGCUUGACUCGCUCCCAAACAUUACAUCAGAUUUUUUCCUUGUACCUAUCCUGUAUCAUGCACCGCAAGUUCUCAAAUCACUGUUUUGGGCGCGAUGUUAAGUUGGCACCCAUCAACAGAUAUCUUGUCACAGCUUACGGCCUGCAUGCAUACAUGCAUCGUCUGCUUCAGGAUUCCGCAGAAGAAGGAGAGACUGUGCCGAGGGGAGAUCAAGCAAAAUUUAAAUUAUUGCUGCGGGGCUUCAAAGCACUUAAAUGUUAUUUUCAUUUCAGUUUCAUGCACAAACACGGCAUCCGAGGAGUUUAUAGUUCCCCGCUUUCCUUCUUGAACCUUGAGAAACCUGUCAAAUCGGUGCCACAAGUAGAUCCUGUCUCUGCCAGUGAAUGAACUGAUUGAUGGUGGCCUAUUUUUAAUGCAUUGUUAAAUGUGUAAUGCAUGGAGACGCUUUAUAAAAGACCUGAGAGAGGGGGAAGAGGGAGAACGAAGAUGACAGAAUGAGGUCAGGAGGAGCGAGGGAUGGUAGUGGUGGGGGGGUUUAGGGGGUGGCACCUGAUAGGUCUUCCUGUCACAGGACAAGCACAAAUAGCGCACCAUUCUUCCAGUUUAUGCUGUGUCAGUCUCCGAAACUGUCUCAAUGCUGCAAGCUGCAGCGCUUAUUAAAAGUUUCGCUUGUCAAAGUAAACUCAGACGUUUAAAAAAAAAUCACUUGUUUGAGUAAAAACGAUGUGAAUGUUUGAGGUUGUUUGUGUUGCUGGGAAAGUGCAUUUUUAUCAGGAUUUUUUAAAUAAACUUCAUGAAAUCAGA